This is a messenger RNA of Cryptotermes secundus, 6742 nucleotides long. RefSeq names its product titin homolog. Lineage: Eukaryota; Metazoa; Arthropoda; Insecta; Blattodea; Kalotermitidae. The annotation marks the transcript as partial. The transcript has a single exon. Gene Ontology annotation, biological process: microtubule anchoring. Gene Ontology annotation, molecular function: microtubule binding. Gene Ontology annotation, cellular component: sperm flagellum; centriole; ciliary basal body. The record is from RefSeq and is a predicted model, not a curated record.
CUGGAAGGAGAAUUCGAAGGAACGCCAAGAUCAAGGGAUGAUUACAUUCCUACAAGAGGCGACCGUGCCGACAUUAGGAAACCCAUUGACAAUCUUCAAACUGAAGGGCAAUUUGAAGGAACUCCAAGAUCAAGAGAUGAUUAUCAACCUACCAGAGGUGACAGGGCAGAUGUUAAGAGACCUCAGGAUAACCUCAAGCCGGAAGGACAAUUUGAGGGAACCCCAAGGACUAGGGACGAUUUCAAACCGACACGUGGUGAUCGUGCUGAUGUCAAGAAACCUAGGGACAACCUUCGACAAGAAGGACAGUUUGAGGGAACGCCGAAAUCAAAAGAUGACUUCCAGCCCACAAGAGGUGAUCGUGCAGAUAUCAAAAAACCAAAAGACAAUUUGAAAACUGAGGGAGAAUUCGAAAGGCCUCAGCCUCAGGAAUAUGGCCCUGGGGAUCGAGCUGAAAUCAUUAAGCACCCAGACAACCUCAGAUUGGAAGGGGAUUUUGAUCGACCCCAGCCCCAAAAGGUAGGACCGGCAGAAAGAGCUGACAUCAAGAAACCUAUAGAUAACUUGAAGCUGGAAGGAGAAUUCGAAGGAACGCCAAGAUCAAGGGAUGACUACAUUCCUACGAGAGGCGACCGUGCCGAUAUUAGGAAGCCCAUUGACAAUCUUCAAACUGAAGGGCAAUUUGAAGGAACUCCAAGAUCAAGAGAUGAUUAUCAACCUACCAGAGGUGACAGGGCAGAUGUUAAGAGACCUCAGGAUAACCUCAAGCCGGAAGGACAAUUUGAGGGAACCCCAAGGACUAGGGACGAUUUCAAACCGACACGUGGUGAUCGUGCGGAUGUCAAGAAACCUAGGGACAACCUUCGACAAGAAGGACAGUUUGAGGGAACGCCGAAAUCAAAAGAGGACUUCCAGCCCACAAGAGGUGAUCGUGCAGAUGUCAAAAAGCCAAAAGACAAUUUGAGACAGGAGGGUGAAUUCGAUGCUCACAGAAGUCGAGAUGAUUUCUUGCAUGUGAGUGGUGAGCGAAUGCCUGUUAUAAAACACGUGGAUAAUUUGAUAUCUGAAGGAGAUUUUAUCGACAGCAGAACAAGUGAUGAUUUCAAACUCGUUAAAGGUGAACGUGCCGAGAUAACGAAACACUUGGACAAUAUAAAACUGGAAGGAAAUAUAGAAAUUUAUCGGUCAAGAGAUGAUUACAGUACAGGCAAUACAGACAGAGUUGAAAUCAAGAGAUACGAAGAUAAUCUUAGAAUGGAAGGUGAAUUCCUUGACUUGAGGACGAGAGAUGAUUAUAAAAUAUGUGCUUGUGAACGUUCUGAAGUGAAGAAAUAUGACGAUAAUUUGAAACUAGAGGGUGAAUUUGGUGGACCCAGGACACGUGAUGACUAUAAGCCAGUUCAAGGAGAACGACCGGAAAUGAAGAAACAUCCGGACAAUUUAAAACUUGAAGGAGAGUUUAUUGAUGCUCGGUCCAGAGACGAAUAUGUCACCACUAUGGCAGAGAGAAUGCAAAUAAUUAAGCAUGAAGAUACUCUUAAAUUGGAAGGAGAAUUCCGUGUGCAAAGGACACGAGAUGAUUUUACAGGAUUGAAAGGAGAAAGAGCAGAAGUUACAGUUCACAAAGACAACUUGAAAGUGGGGGGAGAAUUUGUAGAACAUCGGUCCCGAGAUGAUUAUAAGUUUGUAAGAGGGGAACGAACAGAGGCAUUCAAGUAUGAAGAUAACCUGAAACUUGCUGAUGCCGAGUUUGGUGGAACGAGAACUAGGGAUGAUUACAAAACUGUGCCUAUUGAACUGGUGCAACCAAAGAAACACGCAGACAAUCUCAAAAUUGAAGGAAAUUUUGAAGGUAGCCCACUUUCUAAAGAAGAUUUCAAGCCCGUUCAAGGAGAACGAGCUGAGAUCUCGAAACAUGAAGACAGUCUCAGAAUGGAAGGAGAAUGGGAGGUACAUCGAUCUCGCGAUGACUACUGUGCUGUGAAAACAGAAAAAGUAGACAUAAAGAAACACGAAGACAAUCUGCGGGUUGAAGGGGAAUUUGUCGAUCAUAAAGCCAGAGACGAUUACAAACCAGUCAAGUUUGAGCGUCCUGAUAUCAAGAAAUAUCCUGAUAAUCUCAAACCGGAAGGUAGGUUCGUAGGCUCACGUACAAGUGAUGAUUUUCAACCAAGGAAAGGAGAAAGGCUAACACCUGUAAAACAUCCAGACAAUUUGAAAAUGGAAGGCGAGUUCAUAAGGCCAGAAGACAAGAAGCCAGUUGUAGGGGAACGGGCUGAAAUCAAAAAAUAUCCUGACAAUCUGAAACCAGAAGGUGACUUUGGAGGCCCAAGGUCACGUGAAGAUAUGACUCCCCAGAAAGGUGAAAGGCCAUCACCUAUUAAACAGCCUGAUAACUUGAAAUUAGAAGGCGACUUUGAUAGACCAGUACAUAAGAAGCCAGGGUUUGCUGAUCGUCCUGAUAUAGUAAGACAUCCAGACAACCUAAAACCAGAGGGAGGUUUUGGUGGCCCAAGAACUCGGGAUGAUUUUACACCUGGGAAAGGAGAAAGGCCUUCACCCAUCAAACACCCAGACAAUUUGAAAUUAGAAGGUUACUUUGAGAGACCGUUAAAGGAGGCACCUGGUCCUAGUGAUCGUGCUAAUAUUGUCAAGCAUCCAGAUAAUUUAAAACCUGAAGGAGAAUUUGGAGGGUACAGAAGUAGGGAUGAUUUCACACCUUGCAAAGGAGAAAGGCUGGAGCAGGUGAGGCAUGCAGACAAUUUAAAAUUGGAAGGUGAUUUUGAGAGGCCUAGUAAAGUAAAGCCUGGACCAGGGGAACGUGCUGACAUUGUUAAACAUUCUGAUAAUCUCAAACCUGAAGGAGAAUUUGGUGGUCCCACAUCCAGAGAGGAUUUCCAGCCAAAGACAGCAGACAAACAAACACCCAUUAAACCAGCAGACAACCUUAAGAUAGACGGUGAAUUUAGUGAUCAUCGCCCUCGAGAUGAUUUCAAACCCAUUCACGGUGUAAGACCAAAGAUGAAGAAACAGAGUGAUAAUCUGAAGCCUGAAGGAACAUUUGAAGGGUACAGAACACGUGACGAUUUCAAGCCUGUGAAGGGUGACCGAUCACAAAUUGUGAAACACCCAGAUAACCUUAAAACUGAAGGGGAGUUUGAGGCAAGUCCUAUAUCAAGGGAAGCCUUCAAAUAUGUGAAAGGUGAACGCAGCGAAGUUAAAAAAUACCGUGAUAAUUUGAAAGUUGAAGGAACAUUUGAUGACAAAAGAUCCCGAGAUGAUUAUACUGUUGUAAGGGGAGAAAGAGUCGAGGUAAAGAAACAUGAAGAUAAUUUGAAGCCUGAAGGCACUUUUCAGGACACAAGAAGCAGAGAUGACUAUAGUGCAAUAAAAGGUGAAAGAAUGGAGGUGAAGAAACAUAAUGACAAUCUGAAGAUAGAAGGCAAAUUUGAAGGCAGAAGGUCUCGAGAUGAUUUUAAAGUAAUGCGAGGGGAGAGAGCUGAAGUGAAGAAGCACCCUGAUAACCUGAAGGUAGAAGGAAGCUUCAGUGGGACUCCCAGUUCAAAAGAUGACUAUAAAUCAGUUACAGGUGAACGAGUAGAAGUCAAGAGGUACCAAGAUAACCUGAGAAUUGAAGGUGAAAUAGAGAUACAUAGAUCUAGAAAUGAUUAUAAUGCCAUUAGAGGCGAAAAAUUAGAAAUAAAAAAAUACGAGGACAAUCUGAAGAUUGAAGGUGACUUCACAGACAGUCGUUCACGGGAUGAUUAUAACCAUACUGGAAAAGGCGAGAGGUUGCCAAUUAAGAGACAUCCUGACAAUCUAAAAAUUGAGGGAGAGUUUGAGGGGUCACGAUCUCGAGAUGACUACCGGCCAGGCAAAGGAGAGAGGCAUGGAAUAAAGAAACAUCCAGAUAAUCUAAAAGUUGAGGGUGAAUUUCAUGGAAGCCCCAGAUUUAAGGAAGACUUUAAACCAGGAAGAGGCGACAAAGUAAACAUCAAAAAACCUCAAGAUAAUCUAAAAAUUGGUGGUGACUUCCAAGGGGUAUCAUUACAAAAGACACAAUUCAAAGAGGUGAAGGGAGAAAGAGCAGAAAUUAAGAAACACACCGAUACACUGACUGUGGGAAGUGGAACUAUGGACAUGAAAACUACUAGCAAAGAUACUUUCCAACCAAAGAGAAAAGAUUCUGUACCUGCAGCAGGUAGGUGUACUGGAACUGCCAACAGAAAACAGCAUAUGCAGUCACAGAUAACUCUUGGAGAUGAUCAUGUUUACGUGGCAGUGACCAAUAAGACAUUAUAUGAUGCAUCAAAUAAGUCAGCACAUGAAGACAAGACCCAUAAACAGAAUCAAAAUACCAAGAGGUCUGCCGUCUCCACAAAAGAAACAAGAACAGAGGCUGAUGGAACUACCGUGACAGUGACGAAGGAAGUCAUAGGACAGGAGGCCAAGGCAACUGGCACUAAAUCCUUUCAGCAACAAAGCAUUACCCAGGCUAUCAGUGGUACCUUGGGUACACAAUCUUCAUCUAGUACCAUACAAUAUGAAGCUAAGAAACCUGAAAUGUUAUCAAAACAAAAUGACAUUUCUGAUUCCUCUAAAUCAGUCCACCUGUCAACAGCUAAUAUUUCUGAUAAAAAAUCUCAUUCAGCUGAACUACACACAUCAGCUGAAUCAAAAUGCCAAUCCACAAACAUCCAAUCCUCCACUUUUGAAAGGAAACAUUGCAAAACCCAUGCCAACAGCAGUGAAUUUAAACAAGCCAUCAGUGGCUCUUCUGACAACAGCAUUCACAGUACCGUCAGUGACGUUGGCAUUAAAUCAGGUAGUCAUCACAGGAGAAGUGUUAUAACUUCUUCCUCUACUGAUGCUAGUAAUGCAAUUCUCCAUCGAAAGAGCACAACAACCUCAACAGAAGCUCUGCAUACUAUCUCCUCAGCUGCAUCAGCUCAGAGGAAAAGCAUUUCCAACCUCUGUGAACUGGGUCAGUAUAUCAGCAACUCUUCACAGAGCCAGGACAGGAGAAGUUUAAGUGCCCUUCACAGGCAGGGUGUGUCCCCUGGAGAAGUACUUCACCAGCAGAGAAGUGGUCAUGAUGUUUCCACCACCCUAUCCUCAUCUGAGCAACAAAGUCGUCAGGGAGCUGUUCAGAGAAGCUCGGCAUGGUCCUCUUCAUCCAUUCAGCAACUGCAGCAACAUACACGCUCAGAGAGAAACACGAGAAAGGAUAAUCUGUUUGUUGGAGAUGGAGCAUUCCAUGGACAGAGUGAAGCAAGGGCAUAUGGUAAUUUCCACACCAGUACUGGCACAACAGAGCGUGUUACUCAAACUCGACAUGCCAACACUUCCCAUAUAAUGCUUGGAGAUCACUCUGCUUCCUCCUCCCAUACAGCUUCCUCCUACAAAAAAGAAUUUGUCCCUAAGGUUACAGGACCUUGUCCUGCCACCUUACUUGAAACAAAAGAGCCUCCAUUUAAACACACAAGAGACACACAGAAACAUCGGUUUUACCUGCCAGUUGUUUCAAACUAGACUGUGAAAUCAUUACACAGAUAUAUAUGACAUUCUCAUGCAUAAUUCUUGUAUGCUAUCAUACACAGUCUCACAUCAUUAUGUAUUGUACUCUAUAUACUCUAGCUCUCUGAUAAUUUUUCGGUUGAUGAUAUAUGAUUUCUAGAGAAAAUGCACUUAAUUUUCCUUUACUAUUUUCAUAAAUUAUAUGGCUUCCAGUCCAUUCUUACACAGAUUAAUUUCUUUUUUUAAUACAGCUUGAACUACAGAAUAUAUAAUAAUUUACAUUGAAUCAUAAUACUCUUGCAUUAUAUAUAACUGCCUAAUACAGUCACAUUAUAAUACUAUAUAAUACAUCUGCAAAUAUGCCAUGAAAUUAAAUCCAUGGUCCCAGAUUUUGUAAACACUGGUGAAUGGUCCUUCAUAUACACAUAUCUUCAACCUUAACAACCAGCAGUAAAUCUGUGAUAGCAAGCCUACAAUCCCUUGUUUUGUGUUUUAUAAAUGCCUCCAAAUUUAUACAAUACUGAGAUGUUACAGCUUCAGAUUAAUGUAUUACAUAUAUAGCAAAUUUUUAAUCACAGAAUGGUGAAAGCCGUUAUUUUAAUAACAGAACUAAAGUGGUUUUGGAAGGAAAUAUUAAGACGCUUUUGAAGUUAUACAUAUGUCAAGAUCAUUUUUAGUGUGUAUAUAUAUGCAUGUGUGUGGCAGCUUGAGUGACAUAUAUAUAUAGGUAAAUAUAUUCCUCAUCAUAGCAUGAAGAAUUUUUACACACAUAUUUUACUGCUUGAAAGGGUGUAAUAAUUACACAGACAAUUUCAAAUUACAUUUUACCACAUUCCCAUUGGUUUUGACUUGUCACACAAGAAAAUACCUGCAAAUUAUAUUCAGUUGGAAACUCCGAAAUAAAAACUUUUGUAGAAAUAAAUAAGAAAAACAAGUUAUGUUUAUGAACACAAGACUUUGGAAUUCGUUCAGUCAUGGCUUCUAAUAGCACUUUUGUUUUUACUCACCAUUCAUAUUUAAUUUUAUGUCUAAUCUUUAGGGUUUUGUUUUGAUACAAUGCACUUGUUUGUUAUUUAACAGCUUAAUUUUAAAAGUAUGAUUACUUAAGUUUGCAACAUUUCAAUGUAAAAUAUGUUAAAAUAUGGACAACUAAUGUUCAUGUCAUUAUAUCUGCUUCCACAGUGUCUGAUGAUGUUAAGAUUCAAUAAAUUAAUGUAAAUUACAA